CGACACCAAUAUCUCACCAGGAUGCGAGCAUUUCCGGAUAGACACAAUGGUUACCCUCAACUUCACCCUAACACCGGAGGCCGCGUCUAAGAUUCAUGACCUGCUCGUGUGCCUAGGCAAGUUCAGCGAGACCGUGGCAAUCGAAGCGCGUCGCGAAAAGUUCACAUUUACCGCUCUCAACUCUUCGAAAUCCGCCUACGGCGCCAUUACGCUAGAUGGCCGGCAAUUUUUCGCCAACUACAAGUGCGUGCCAACCCAUGGCGGACCUGACGGCCGCUUUACCUGCAGCAUGUACACAAAAGCACUCUUGUCGGUCUUCAAAAGCCGUUUGUAUGACCCACUGGGGCGCGACGGCGCAAUCGAUCGCUGUGAAGUUAGCGUGCAAGAGCGGGAGAACGAGACACAAUGUCGAUUCAUCGUCAAGAUGGUGUGCAACCAGGGCGUCAUCAAGACCUACAAACUCACGUAUGAAGCUGUCGACAUUAUGCACGCGCUGUUUGAUCGCAGUAUAGCGAGAAACAGGUGGAACAUGAAUGCCGGCGCUAUGAAGGAAUAUGUUGAGUACUUUGGUACCAAAACUGAAAUGCUCGAUAUUUUUACUAGUGGAGACGGCCGCUGCAUCUUUAAGAGCUACACAGAAAAGAUCUCGAAUGGGAAGGAGAUCUUAAAGCAUCCAAUUGUCACUGCUGUCGCGGUCCACACAUCCGAUUUUGAACGAUUCACUGUCCAACCGGGCAUGCAUAUCAUUAUCAGCGUCAAAGACUUCAAAGCGAUCGUUGUUCAUGCAGACACACUGAAGACAAGCUUGAGGGCUUUUUACUCUCAACCAACGCGACCGCUACAGUUCAGCUAUGGGUGCGAUGGGUUGCUUUGUGAGUUCACGCUAAUGACUUCGGGCGACUACAACGGAGCUCCGCCAACACCUGCGCCGCAAGCGAUGAGCAGCAGAAAAACAUCCCGCACUGCAUCAACGAACACAUCAGAACGCGGACAGGGUCGUGGCUUCCGAUCUGACAUGCCUCCGCCUAUGCAACCAGCAUCACGACGCGAUGGGUCCGGCCGACUACGGAAUCCAGGAUCCCGCCAAGCCUCCACAGCGCAAGCACAGCCUGCCCGUCAGGAUUCUGACAGCCUGUUCGUUCCGGAGGACGAAGAUGCAGCGUGGGCACCUCUUGACUAUGAUAAAGAAGAGACGUUAGGCUGGGAUGCGAGUGCCAACCACGACGCAUCGGCUUUCCCAACAUUUACAGACAGCGGCGGUGUGCCAAGGACAAACACAACGGAUAACAGCGAGGUUUUUGAGCCUACCCAGCGUGUAUCCCAAAUCAAGGGACUGUGGUAGCGCUAUGGUGUCGAUAAACGCAACUCGCAAGUUGAAGUAAACAAAGAAGAAUAAGCUACUGUUGCAGAAGAACGUCUCAUGCUUCAAUAAAACCUGUUCAAGAAGUAGUAUACUACCGUUUCAACUAAUGUUUCUCUGGUCAACUGUAUAACGGUGUAAUUUGUCGAUUACACUCAACUUGCCGCAAAGUCAUUAGGAUUAGCUUCCGGAAACGUGCUGUUUCAAGCAGAGUAGAUGCGAGAACACCUUCAGGUAUGUCUCAAGCCAUUGUGGCUGUAUUGUGGAUGGAUGCUGAGUCGGUUGUGAAAGGGGCAAAGAAGAACAGUCUGGUAGGGUUGUCGCCAUUUGCGUGCCCAAUAAGCUGGACGAUACUCUUAGGAAACCGU
Molecule: messenger RNA, 1728 nt
Organism: Alternaria alternata
Lineage: Eukaryota; Fungi; Ascomycota; Dothideomycetes; Pleosporales; Pleosporaceae
Exons: 2
Coding region: 47-1342 (431 amino acids)
Biological process (GO): DNA repair; mitotic intra-S DNA damage checkpoint signaling; DNA replication checkpoint signaling
Cellular component (GO): checkpoint clamp complex
Source: RefSeq, a predicted model, not a curated record